Drosophila busckii is the source of this 1203-nucleotide messenger RNA. RefSeq names its product elongation of very long chain fatty acids protein AAEL008004. The record is from RefSeq and is a predicted model, not a curated record. Gene Ontology annotation, biological process: fatty acid elongation, monounsaturated fatty acid; fatty acid elongation, polyunsaturated fatty acid; fatty acid elongation, saturated fatty acid. Bases 142 to 1203 code for a protein of 353 amino acids. The transcript has 8 exons. Gene Ontology annotation, molecular function: fatty acid elongase activity. NCBI's taxonomy places the organism in Eukaryota, Metazoa, Arthropoda, Insecta, Diptera, Drosophilidae. Gene Ontology annotation, cellular component: endoplasmic reticulum membrane.
CAACCAGUCGUCAGUUGGUUUAAAAACGUGCAAGGCAGAGCAUCGCGCAAGCGGGACGGGAAAAUCGUUAACCCAAAGCGCCAAGUGUCUUUUGUUUAAUAUAAACUAGCUGGUGGGCGCGUAUAUACAAACAGCUGCAAUAUGGAGGCGAUUCUGCAUAGUGUACACCAUUGGUACAGAGAUCUGAUGGACAACAAGAGUGAUCCGCGUGUUCAAGACUUCUUCCUGCUCUCCUCACCGCUGCCCACGCUUUGCAUGUGCAUAUUCUAUGCCUACUUUAGCAAAUCUCUGGGACCAAAACUAAUGGCUAAACGAAAGCCAAUGGAUCUGCGCAAAGUGCUUGUCUACUAUAAUGCAAUACAGACGAUAUUUAGUGCGUGGAUUUUCUACGAGUACUUAAUGAGCGGCUGGUGGGGUCACUACAGUUUCAAAUGCCAGCCCGUUGACUUCAGCAACAGUCCGAUGGCCAUGCGCAUGGUUAACAUUUGCUGGUGGUACUACAUAUCAAAGUUUACCGAAUUCUUUGACACGCUCUUCUUCAUUUUGCGCAAGAAGAACGAGCACGUAUCGACGCUGCAUGUCAUACAUCAUGGCUGCAUGCCCUUCUCGGUAUGGAUGGGUCUUAAGUUUGCGCCAGGCGGCCACAGCACUUUCUUUGCCCUGCUCAACUCGUUUGUACAUAUUGUUAUGUACUUCUAUUAUAUGAUUGCUGCCAUGGGUCCAAAGUAUCAAAAGUUCAUCUGGUGGAAGAAGUAUCUAACCACCUUCCAAAUGGUGCAAUUCGUUGCCAUAUUUACGCAUCAAUUCCAGCUGCUGUUCCGCGACUGUGACUAUCCCAAAGGAUUUAUGGUCUGGAUUGGACUGCAUGGCGUUAUGUUCCUAUUUCUGUUCAGCGAUUUCUACAAAGCCAAAUAUUUGAGCGUCAAGCGUCGGCGUCGUGAGGCCGUCAAGGCGAAUGGACAUGCGAAUGGCGCCGUGGGCAAUGGCAAAGUGAAGCAUUUAGGCGAGGGCGAUGCAAUGCUUAGCAAUGGCAGCAAUAAGGGAGCUUGCAUGCCCGUCUUGGAGGAUGAAUAUGCGAAGGGCAAUGGGCAGUUCAACGCCUUUGAGGGCAACUACUUCAAGGAGGGAGUGCUAUCUAGUAAUGACGCCAUCUUGAACCCAGACAGCAGUAGCUCUAGUCUGCAUCAGCGCAAAGUCAAAUAA